AUGGUAUUGUCACUCAAUUGUUUGAUUCUAGGACAAGCUUCCGAUAAAAGUUUCACUCAAGACAUAGGCGAAAAAUAUUGCGAUGAUAGUGAUGUUGAAGUCGAGUUUUCCGAUUUUAAAGUUUCACACUUCAAAGAGAAGCUCUUUCAUGAGCAGAUCAUAAAAAAUAUAAUUCAAGAAAAAAAUGAAAUGGAACUUUGGAAAGUUAACAGUCAGAAGGUUGUAGAAGAAGAAAACAAUCUUAAAGAUUUUACUGAAAGUGACAUCGAAGAUAAACUCGGAGGCAAAAAGAUGGACCCUCGAUUCUUGCUUAAAGAUUAUUUUAAGGCUAAGGAAACUAAUAUACGGGACAUCCAUGUCUUCAUUGUUUCCAGCUCCACUGAUUACCUAUAUAAAAGACCAAGGCUUGAUUUUAAUAACAUUCCUUUAGAUUUAGGACAGUCUCCUACGCAACUUUUACAUACUGGCGGAUGUUCUUGGGAUUAUCAAGAAUCAUCUGAGUUGGAACAAGAAUUGAGAAAAGAAGUUCGGGGGCUAUAUAACGUGUUCAAAGAAAAUAAACGUGAAAAAACAAACACACCGAUCUUUUUUAUGACAUCUGGUGCCGGAUGUGGUAAAUCUCGUAAUGCUACAGAGUUACCUAAAAUUCUCCGUAAAAUAUUCAAAGAUGAUCCAGAAUUGGAACCUCGUUUUCAAGAAGCACUCAUCAUCAACAUCUCUUUUGAAAAUGGUACAAGAAUCAACACGAAAGAAGAAUGCAAUGCAAAUGAUGUAAUUGCUAAACGAAUGCUAUACCAGCUUCAGAAUCAAGGCCUCCACUGGGUCAAUAUUCGUGAUGAUAAGCAGCCCCUUUCAACUAUUAAUAUUCUUGAGAGAUGUGCUAAAGAAAAAAAGGUAGCAAUAAAGGAACUGACUGUGAUCCUCGUUGUUGAUGGAUUACAAACUGCUCUAAUUAAUCCAGAUGAUGGCAUGAAAAAGGAUUCGUUAUUUUAUUCUUUAAUGACGGAGAUAUCCGUUCUUGUCAUAAAUAAACAAUCACCCUUGAUUAUUGCAUGUUGCACAGCAACUUUAGCACGUCCAUUCCAUGAAGUUGUGCAAGUUUCUCAUCAAAAGCGAGUUUUCCUUCAAAUUCGUUCUUUAGAUUCUCCUAAAGAAAAGAACGAGCCAGUCUUUAAAAAUACACCUCUCCUUAAUAUGUUAGUAAGCGAUAUGGGCGGAAAUGGCAGAGCAUUAGAAGCACUUCAAUCAGCUAUAAAAGGGGUAGAUUUUGAAAAUUCCAGCUUUCUUUCAAUUGCGGAACAAGUAUAUUAUAAACUUAAGGAUCACUAUUGUGAAUGGAUUAAUUAUACUCGUUAUCUAACACCUGUUCUUCGAGCUAUUAUGACGCACACCAAGUUGGUGUUAUCAGCUCCUAUUCCUGGCACAGAUAUUUUACCGGAAGAACUCUCAAAACUAGGGCUGGUCAAAUUGGAGAAACAAGAUGAUCUGAGCGAUAAAGGAACUUUAACAUGUCCAUAUAUCUGGUUGUGGCUAAUGGCAAAUGCAUCAGGUGAUAGUAUUCUACGUAAUUGGAAUUUUAAGUAUUAUAGUGAAAUUCAGAAUAAGGAGGACCCAACCAUUCCUCCUGGUUGUCAAUUUUGGCAACAUUUCAAACAUUUCAUUGCCUCUUUUCGUGUCCUUAAAUCAAAUGUAUUUGAAAUUAAUCAAGAAAUAGAAUUACAAGAUAUUCAUGCUGGCGCGAGACAUAACUUUGGCUCAGCUACCAUUAGGAACGUACCACUAUCAUUGAAGAGAGCUAUCCGGCGAGAAAGUACCAAAUCAAGUGCCUAUUCUACCAAUAAAACGGUAACUUGCAAGGAAGGUGAUGAUCAAAUUGAUAUUGAUCUCACAGAUGCAUCUGUCUGCAUCAUCAAUGGAUGGAGUGCACCUGCUGGCGAUUCAUUUUGUCCAAUUUAUCUUGCAGGCUCUACUCAACAGUCUCAUACAGUAUUUCAUACAGAAUGCCAUCAAUACAAGUGCUAUGAGUCAACAAUAGUGAACCAAACAACGUUUAAUGAGGAGUAUAAAAAAGCAAGUGAUAAAGGGGAUGUUUUUUUAUUUUACACUCGUGGGCCUUCCAAUGUACCGAAUUUACCACUAUUGUCUGCUAUUGUUGACCGUAAUAAUUGGAAGUUGUAUUUUGGUCCCUUUGUAGGAAGGGCAUUCCUCUUAACGCGAAGUGAUAAAUUCAACAUCAACAAUUGCUCAAAAUCUGAGAUGACAUCAAUCCAUGGGAUAGGCUCUAAACGUGCCGAUCUUUUGAUGAGUAAUAGACCAUAUCGCGAUCUAGAAGAUUGCAUUGCCAGAACUAAUAUUCCCUGUAACUUCUUGAUUAAUUUCCAAUUCGGCGCAACUCCUUCAUCAACUUCACCAAACUAA
Molecule: messenger RNA, 2418 nt
Organism: Rhizophagus irregularis DAOM 181602=DAOM 197198
Lineage: Eukaryota; Fungi; Glomeromycota; Glomeromycetes; Glomerales; Glomeraceae
Source: RefSeq, a predicted model, not a curated record